AUGACAGUGAAUUUUUUUCUCUAUGCAGCAGUGGUGAUGUCCCUCGGCAGCUGUCAGGGACAGGUCUAUCACCCUCACAUCAUCAACGAAGGCUUCAACAUCCUGGGCUACGCGAACACCUUGGACAUCAAUUCAGGGAUAAUGAAUCUCUAUAAUCAGCUGCAUAAUUACGACAGGGACCUCGCUGAGAGUCUGUUACUGAAUGAUCUGUUGAGGAUCUAUGGAGAUCCCCAGAAGCUCCUGGGGACGUGUGACAAUCACCUGGAGAUUUCCACGAAUGGAGCCAAGCCGUCUCCAUGUGGAUUCAUUCAAAAUUUCACAACACAGAUCCGCGAGAUUGAAUCUCGAAUCGAUUCGAUUGGGGAAUAUUACAGACGAGCUAUCGAUAAUAGAGAGGGGCAGAACGGCAAUUGGCGACAAUCUGUUGACGAUUUCUAUACAUCAGUUAUGAAAGGCUGUGGAAAUAUCGGGAAUAGGUCCAUGUGCUUUUUUCAUCGGGCAGCAGGAAAUGAACUCAAGACCAUUCGUGGGAAGACACCGGCUUUUCCAACGAGAUCAACCCACCAAGAGGUUUACCUCUCAUAUCUCAAACUGACGAUCGCCCUUCUGAAGUCUUAUGCCGACGAAAUAGUUCGAAUCAGGCGACACAGUUCCUGGACUAGUCAGGAGAAGCAGAUCGAAAAAUUGCAGACAGAAUUCGCUCUGCGAGCUGCCGAUUUCGGGAGAAUGACAAUCGAUGCUCUAAAAAUUGCCCCAAAAGACAUAAUUCCCAGAGAUCCAUACGAACAUAUUGAAGGACUGACGUUCAUCCGCUUGAAGUGGUUCGUCGAGCAAAUAAUCGUCAACGAAGCGAAUUUGAACAAAGACGCGUCUUGCUGGAACAAGUGCAACGAUUAUCAAGUAGCCGAGUUCAAAACCUACGGGGAGGUUCCCUUCCAAGGGUUAGAAAUAUGCCACGGCGUCAUCCACAAGUGCUACCUGCAACCACUAGGACAACUGUGUUAUGCGGCACCGCAUAUGAGGAGACGUUAUGGGGGAAUCAAAGGAGUCACUCGUAAUUUGAAUAAUCAUUCGGUGUGCAAUCAGGGGGUCCGGAAUACCGAUGACACCUACUGGAUUAGAAGUUCCUGGUUUGACAGGUGCGAUAUCUGCACGUGUCUCUGCGAUGACUUCCGGAAUCCCCUGACAGUUAGAACAUUUAGUCUGAAACCAGUGACUUCGGAUGUGUACGCUAAUAUGGUGAUAACUGGAUUGAGAUUCAAGGAGAUGAGAGGUGUCAUUCACAUUGAAGUCCAGGAGGCACGACUGAUGAGACAAGGGGCUAUCGACAGCUUCACCAGGAGGUGGAUUCCAAUCCAAAAUCACAAUCAUCCUGAGCCUGGACUAACGAAUGACGAUUAUUUCACGAUGCGUUACGUAUUCGAGAGGAGUGUAAGUUUGAGCUCUCUGAGCUCUGGUGAUCGAUACGUUAGAGAGGUGAUCCUGAAGAAGAGUCCGCACCAGGCUAAUUACUCCCGAGUUUUGACAGGAGUUAGAUUGAGUAGGAGCAAUGUGAGUGCUCAAUUGGUAAUUGGUAUUAGGCUGACGGCUGUUCAUACAGAGACAGGAAGAUUGAUUCGAGAUGAUAAUUGGGACGGUUGGGUGUAUCCUGAGCAUCAGGGCGGGACUUACGAGAUAAAACUGGAAGAGCCCGACAUUCCGAUCUAUGGCCCAGAGGUGAAUGAAGAGGUCAGGGGUGAUGGGAGGUACGUCAGUUUCCAGCCAAGUGAUAAUUUAAAGGACUUUGGUCAGACUACGGUGCCAUUCCUGGACAGUCAGGAUGUCGUUGCUGAGCCUCCAAUUCCCCUAUCUGGGGCGGGAUUGUACUUCAAGGGGCAGAAGGGCUACGGCGGAUUCAUUGGACUCAAAUUGAUGUCCUUCGAUUUCUCAGAGUUCGUCACCACUGAAUUGUCUCGGUGGUAA
Messenger RNA from Fopius arisanus, 1962 nucleotides. NCBI's taxonomy places the organism in Eukaryota, Metazoa, Arthropoda, Insecta, Hymenoptera, Braconidae. The record is from RefSeq and is a predicted model, not a curated record.